UACAAACCGUUACGAGAGUACAUAUAUAUUACACAGAGCUCUUUCUUCACAAACCCAAACACACAGUCACGCACCGAACAGAAAGAGGGACAUCGGUGACACUGCCAUAGAGCUCGAAAAUUUAGUUGAACAAAAUGGUGGGAGAAGAGAAGAGGCAUCAGAUGAUGCAGAAUUUGUUUGGGGAUCAGUCGGAGGAAGAGGAAGAAGAGGAGGUUGAGUCUGAGCACGAGUCUAAUCGGCAGCCUGGCAAUGCCUCCGAAGAAGGGGAUGAAGGGCUGGAGCCAGAGGGCGAUGGGGAAGGUGAAGGUGAAGUAGAAGGUCAUGGGGAGGCAGAAAUAGAAAGUGAUGGUGAACUACAAGAUGUGUAUCACGAGCAUGGUGAAAGUGAAGGUGAGAGAGAUCAGAGUUCGCAGGAUGUUGAUGUUGGUGAUCAUAGAGAAGAAAGUGGAGAAAAAGACUCAGAUAGUGACGAGAAAAUCGAGUAUGGUCAAAGAGCUGCAACUAGCAGGAAACGUGACGCAAUAAAUAGCGGAUCAGAAAGAUCUGAGGAGAACAAUUAUGCUGAUAAUGAAGAUGAGGAAGUGAAUCAGGGUAGAGCAUCUAGGUCGCCUAGUCAAGAGAAAGAUGACGCUGAUUUCUCACGUUCAGCGCCAGAAAUCCGUGAUGUUUUUGGAGAUUCUGAUGAUGAAGAACCGCUGGAGUAUGAAGUUCAAAACCAAAAUGAAGAUGAGGCAAAUAGAUCCCCUAUGGAAGAGGAAGACUUUGAUAAGGAACUUAAACCAGAAGAUAUGCUAGCGGAUGAGGAGGGUCAAUAUGAGUCUGAGGAAGAGCAUGUUGAGGCUAAAAUAAAGGAAAAGCCAGUUGGCCCUCCAUUGGAGCUGGAAAUUCCCCUGCGUCCUCCUCCGGCUCAUCCUGAUAAGAUGAACAUGAUCAAGGUAUCUAAUAUAAUGGGCAUUGACCGAAAGCCUUUUGACCCCAAAACAUAUGUUGAAGAGGAUCAUUUUGUGACAGACGAAUCUGGAUCCAAGAGACGGAUCCGCUUAGAAAAUAAUAUUGUUCGAUGGAGGAAAGUGACAAAUCCCGAUGGCAGUAAAUCUAUUGAAAGUAAUGCACGCUUUGUGAGAUGGUCUGAUGGCAGCUUACAGUUGCUCAUAGGGAAUGAAGUUCUUGACAUAUCAGUUCAAGAUUCACAACAUGACCAAGCACACCUUUUCCUUAGACAUGGAAAGGGAAUCCUUCAAUCACAAGGGAGAAUUCUGAAGAAAAUGAGAUUUAUGCCCUCUUCUUUGUCAUCCAAUUCUCAUCGACUAUUGACUGCUUUAGUUGAUUCACGGCAUAAAAAGGUCUAUAGAGUCAAGAAUUGCAUCACCGACAUUGACCCUGAGAGGGAGAAGGAACAAAAAGAGAAGGCGGAGAGUCAAACAAUUAGAGCUAAUGAAAUUCUCAAUAGAAAGAAAGAAAAGGUGGCUCGCAAAUAUCCGCCAAUAGUACGCAAAGAGCGCCAACUCUCGCCUGGUUUCUUAGAGGACGCCCUUGAAGAGGAAGAUGAAGAUUAUUUUGAACCUCGGCGCUCGUCUAAUCGCCGUCGCUUUGAGGAUGAUCUAGAACUUGAAGCUCGAGCUGAAAGGCGUAUUAUGAAUGCAAAGAAGGGGAACAAAGAUAUAUUCCGGAAGUCAUCAAUGACUGCACCAAAAUCAUCCAGACAGCGGUUGGAUUAUUCAGAAAGCGAAAAGGACGAGUCUGAAUAUGAAACUGAAGGGGAAGAAGAAGAGAGGUCUCCAGGACGUGGGGCAGAGGAUAUGGAGGAGGAUUUUGAAGAACAGGAGGCAGAGGAUUAUUCAGAGGAAGAGGCAAAUGAGCUUUCAGAAGAGGAGGCAGAGGAGCCAAAGAGAAAAAUGAAGGAAAGUGGAUCAAGUCUCAAGCGAAAAGCGAUUGAGUCUGAUGAAGACUCUCCUCCAAGGAAAGUUGCACCUCAGCGUCGGAUGGCGAUGGUUAUUAGUGACGAAGAGGAUUAACCUAUCCUGUAGGAUACUGCAAGAGAAGGUACUUUGCGGAUAGAUAUCAGUCAAAGCGAAUCAAUGCUGGAGAUCCGUGUGAGUCAUUACUUAAUUUCAGAUGCUGACAUCAAAAGCUUUCACAUCUCAGUGGCCACAUGCUAAGAAGUUUCCAAGCGUUGGAUGUAAAGGAUAUAUGAGUAGCGAGGGAGAAACUUUUAUAGUAAUUAUUCCUUUGUUUUACAUUAGUAAAUUAACCUCAUUUACAACAUGUAACUUGGUAUUUUUUGAGGUGAAAUAAAAUUUUUACCCCGAUAUUUUCUUUAAUAACAUUUUUCGAUUUUGUUAAUUUAAGUGGUGAAAACUCCUUUUAAAUUAGGUUUCUGGGAGUUUUAUAUGGUUUUUCUAUUCAUCUGGC
Messenger RNA from Oldenlandia corymbosa var. corymbosa, 2412 nucleotides. Lineage: Eukaryota; Viridiplantae; Streptophyta; Magnoliopsida; Gentianales; Rubiaceae. The record is from the annotation of a GenBank genome assembly.